AUGCCUUUGUGGAGGAUGGAACUUCAGACGACACGUAGUCUUAAUUACGGGCUACGAAAUUCUCCAAGAACAAGGUCUGAUAGACAACAAAAUCUAGAGCAAGUCAGAGUCAUCGGACAAACAAACCAAAGCAAGAUGACCUGUAAAGCUAGUCAAGCCAUGCCACAUGACAACCAUAGCAAGCGACACAAGCAACACGACCUCCCAAACCCAACCCGAAUAAACAACACGGCCUCUACACCCAAGCCAGAUAAGCAACACGACCUCCGAACUGACACCUACAAUCGUUUAAGAUUAAAGAGUCCCGCCGACGUAAAGUUGUCACGGGUUCCUGGUGGCGGUGUUGCCUUUGUUCCACUUCGAGCCGCCCCCACCACCAUGCCCUUCAUCGACGACAAUCUUCUUUGGUGUCCCGACAACGACGGCAAAAUGGUCGACCUCUCUUGCCUUGAUCCUGGUGGAGGAAACGCUGCAGACAACAGCGCCACCCCAGGGGGACACAACAAUGACCAAAUGACCCCAAUGGGAAUGGGGGUCAUCGGAGGUCUCGCCUCGUCUCACCCGUCCUCAGCCCCUGAAUGCGGGGACCUGGCCGAACUCUCACAGGCGGACCUCAAGGGACUCGUCGGCGAAAUGACAGAGGAUGAUGAGAUCUUCACAAGCAUCUCUGAUCCUACCAUUGAGUUGGAUAAUAUUUUUGCUGAGAUCCCGCAGGUCGAUGACUCGUUCCUGUCGGGGAAUCCUGUCGGAAACGAGAGAAUGCGAGGGCGGUGCGGGCGGGAGGACGCCAUCCCCGCCACGCCCACAGAUUCGGCCAAGACGCCCUCAGAUCUUCAUUUGAUACAAAUAAAACAGGAGUUGGAGCAGCUGGGAAGUAGCGACGAGGAACCCAUGUCAACCAGCACCCUGGAGGCAGUGUCCAGCACCAGCACCCUGAAUUCAGUCCUCCGCUCGUCGCCUCUCUCUGGCCCCAACCACAAUCACAAUCACCUCAUCUCCCAGCUCAUCAACAAUCCAAUGGCCUCUUCCAAUAGUAAUAACAAUCUUCACAACACAAAUGGCAACCAAUCCUUUGCUAGUUUGCUCAAUGACUCUGAGACAAACGGAGUCGGAAAUGGAUGCUCCAGCACCUCUCUGCUCCAGAAUGCCUUGCAGAACAACUGCUCAGCUAAUGGAUUGAUAGAUGCUCGCCACAUCAAAAGAGAAAAUUCCGUGGCAGCCGCUAAUCCCUUGCUAGCAGAAGCGUGGCCGAUCUCUCAUUGGGCAUUUUGGGAGGACUUGGGACUCCUGUCUUCUCCCUUCGACCGACCGAUGAGCAGUCCGGUCACCAACCAGUCGCCGGCACAAACCCUGCCCGGUCUCCUCGGUCACAUCAAAGUCAAGAAGGAAGUGCUUGACCACCACCACGACUCCUGCAAAG
Molecule: messenger RNA, 1420 nt
Organism: Penaeus vannamei (Pacific white shrimp)
Lineage: Eukaryota; Metazoa; Arthropoda; Malacostraca; Decapoda; Penaeidae
Source: RefSeq, a predicted model, not a curated record